Molecule: messenger RNA, 11628 nt
Organism: Micropterus dolomieu (smallmouth bass)
Lineage: Eukaryota; Metazoa; Chordata; Actinopteri; Centrarchiformes; Centrarchidae
Product: zinc finger homeobox protein 3-like
Exons: 11
Coding region: 296-8695 (2799 amino acids)
Biological process (GO): regulation of neuron differentiation; regulation of transcription by RNA polymerase II; brain development
Cellular component (GO): nucleus
Molecular function (GO): DNA-binding transcription factor activity, RNA polymerase II-specific; RNA polymerase II cis-regulatory region sequence-specific DNA binding; zinc ion binding
Source: RefSeq, a predicted model, not a curated record
UCUACCUCUGGAGCUCGCACAAACCCCUCCGUCCCCCAUCUUCUGUUUACUACAGCGUAUAUGUAGCUUUAAUUACACUGUUGUUUGGUAACAACUUGGACCCCGCUGCUCUCUCUCUCCCUCUCCCCAUUUUUUCCUCCUGGCUCCGUAAAAACGCAGAGGAUCAUUCAUAAGGAAUGAGUGGGCUCCCUAAACGAUUGUUUUCUGGACUACUACACAUUCAGCGUACGGAGCUUUGUACCAGAGCCGCUACAGAAAUGUGGGGUAGUAAUGCGUGGCAGCUGUAGCCUCUGGUAUGGACAGCGGUGAGGGAGGAGGAGGGGAUGGAGGGGGAGGAGAGGAAAGAGAUGCUGACCUCAGUCCCCAGGCUUUAUCUCUUCCUCUCCUGACUCCGGCAGUCAUUUCUGAGCAGGGGUCAUCCUCUCAUACCUCUGCCAUGGCCCCUGCCAAAGAGCCCCUGACCCUGCCUCAGCAGGAGGAGGAGGGCGCAGAGGGGUCCCAGGCUAGAGAAGAGACCCAGGGAGGUGAGCAGAAAGGAGGCCGACGUUCGCAGGAGAAUGGAGUGUGUCAACAGCAAGGGAUGAAGGAAGACUUCGGGGAGGGAUAUUUGUCAGGGCAGAGGAAGGAAGAAGGGGAGGUGCAUGUAGGUGUGGGAGAGGCGUCAGUUUCAGGGGGCCUCUCAGCAGCCCUUAGCAGCAGAGGCGGAGAGGAGAAGGAAGAGGAGGAGGCCAUCUCAAACCAAAGCCAAACCAAAUCCAAAUGUUCUUUAUUACCUCAACAGAGCCAGCACAGCUCUUCUUCCAGCACUGCAAAGGCCAGUGGCACACUCGACAGCAAGAUAGCCGCCUCUCCAAAGCCCUCCCCUUUUCUUUCCACCUCUCCAAAGCACUUCACUUUUCCAUCCUCCUCUUCUGCCCUGCUGAGCGAGACAGAGGUAAAAGACAUUAAGGGAGAUCAGGGCUGGAUUUCUGGGUUUCCUCAGAGCUUUAAAUCCCAGCAGUCUAUUCUGGCUUUUCCACUGGCAGGUACGGAGCCUGCCAGUACACCUGCUGAGGAUGAUGGGCCGGCAGGGGUUCCUUACUCUUCCAUUUCCAAUGGAGAUGGUGCCAAAGCUCCAGAACCAAAUGACAGCCAGCUAGACACGGAAGUGGAUGAUGAGAGAGACAAAGAAGAAGAACAGAAAGAAGCUGUCCUUAAAAACCUCAACCAAGACCUCUCUCCUAAUUCACUUACUAGUCACAUGACCAUAAUGCACUCACGCAAUUCCUGCAAGACGCUGAAAUGCCCGAAGUGUAACUGGCACUAUAAGUCUCAGCAUACACUGCAAGUCCACAUGAAAGAAAAACAUCCGGAAACGGAAGGCCAGUGUGUGUGUGGCGCCUCUGGGGGAAAGUGUGUGUGUGGCGGUGUAACACGAGGUGUUUGUGGAUAUUGCAGUUCGGGGAAACCCCAUCCUCGCUUGGCCCGUGGUGAAACCUACGCCUGUGGCUACAAGCCCUACCGCUGUGAGGUGUGUGACUAUGCUACCUCAUCGAAAGGCAACCUGAGCAUACACAUGCAGUCAGAUAAACACCUUAAUAAUGUACAGAAUGGGGGACACUCGAAUGGUCACAUGCAUGCCUCUCACACAACCAACAAUAGCAGCCCCUCCAACGGUCACGCAGUGGAUGAGCCUGCAUACAAGCUCCCGCUCUCUAUUCCCACGCCUAUUACUCAGCCCACCAAGCUCACACCACCUGCACACUCUCACUCUCAUGGUAAGCGGUGGCGGUGUGACGUGUGCGACUAUGAGACCAGCAUUGCCCGCAACCUGCGCAUACACACCACCAGCGAGAAACACACACAUAACAUGCUACGGAUCCAGAGAGGUUACUAUCUGUCUCACUGCAGGAGCCUUGCCCCGCAUCUUAAACACCUUCAAAACACAGGUGCAGAGCUCUCCUUAAACAUGCGACUGACCAGUCAACAAGUCGCAGAACAGACAGUCACCAUUGGGUCUACACUGACUCCAUCUCCGUCCCCCUCCCCCUCCCCUCCUCCAGCCCCAUGUCUCUCCCCUACUGGACCCCUCUCCCAGGGCGUGUUUCAAUGCCUUGUCUGCUCCUGCUUUUCUUCCGACAGCUUAGAGUCUAUGGAGCAGCACCUGAACGCCCCCCGCUCUCUGCCCCAAUCUGAGUGGUGCUCCCUGGUCGCUGGUGGCUGCCACUGCAGGCUGUGUGGCUACACCACCCCGCUGAGGGCUAACUUCUCCUUGCACUGCCAGACUGACAGACACCGCACCCGGUACCAGCUUGCUGCUCACCUCCAGGAAGGUGGAGAUAGGGGUCAGGAGGGGGCCGCCCUUAUUGCUAAGGGCAACCCCGUCCAGCUGAGGUGCAACCUGUGUGACUACGUGACCGGCAGCUUGGAGAAGCUACGAGGACAUUCCCUCAGUUCACACCACGAGGCCAGCGUCCGGGUUUACGGAUUCCUGCAGCAGUAUGAUGGUGAGGUUGAUGGAGGUUCGUGGCUGUUCCAUUGUCUCCUAUGCAACCACUCCUCCUCUUCUAAACUCCAAGUUCUGAAACACAGUCAAACCCCAAACCAUCAGCAGAGGGAAGGCCUACUUCAGCUGCAGCCAAUGGGUGGAGAGGAGCUGGCAGCCAUUUUUACCAUCAGAAAAAGUCCUGAUGGUGACACAGGAGAGCUCAGUGAUGAUAUGGAAACUUCCAGUGAGACCACCACUGGUCCUUUGGACACAACCAAAGACACAUGCAACUUGGGAGUGAAGCAGAUUCCUGAGGAGACAGAAGAAGCUAGGGGGGAGGAAAGGAAAGAGUCAUUGCCCCCAGUCAAGCGUCCAUCCUCUGGAUGCGAGGAAAUUGAAAAUUCCAUCUUAACCAAACGCCCCAGAAUACACCAGCAAAAUGAGAACCAGCAGACUGUCCAGUGCCCUUUGUGCCAGGUUAAACUCUCACACACACACCUUCAACAGCAUCUCACACAUGUGCACAGUGUGGCGCAGGACUGUGUAGACAAGCUCAUCAGCACAGUCGCACCAUCCUUGGAACAACCGCAGCCUCAGCUGCAGACGGAACAGACAGAGUUGUGCACAGAUGAUACUUAUAAAAACAAAAACACCAAGAAUAACAAAGGCAUUUCAGUGGAGAACACUGAGGGAGAUGUAGCCGCACCCAAAGAUGUCACAGCUCUACUUACCCCACCCCUAGAAGACAACACCACUCACCCUUCCAAUGGCAGACUGGCUCCUCAGUCCCCAACUCAGAUACCACCCUCCUCCCCACCCCCCUCCCCAUCCAGUGACCCCCCACCCCUUUCUGAUCGCCAUGGUUACCGGUUCCGUUGCAGCAGGUGCAGCCUGGCGUUCCCCACUCAGGAGAAGCUCCAGCUGCACUGGCAGUACCAUGCCAUGAGGGCGGCGACAGAGUGUCCCCUCUGUUCUAGACAAUGCCGCAGUCAGGAGGCCCUGCAGAGACACAUGCAGAACACACACUACCAGCUGGAGAAUGCACAGGGGCAGAAUACACUCUUACUGCCUCACACUGGGCAAGACAUGGAGCAUAAUAAGAGUUUAGUUGAACAAGAUUUUAGUUUAUCACCUCUAGCAGGUCAAGAAGCAGGAGAGGAUGAGGAUGAAGAGAUAGAAGAAGAUGCACUUGGCAUGGAGGGGAAGGAGGAACAAAAAGAAAAAGUUACUUUUAAAGAGAAGGACAAGGUUGGUGAUGUUAAUGGAGGUGAGGAGGAUUUAGCUGAGCAAGAGAAAGGGCCACAUGAGGAGAUCAUAUCAGAACCUAGUUCCAGCUCUCUUGUCAAAAAGAGCGCCAACCCCACAAUGGACCGCUAUCUGGAUCCAACCAGGCCUUAUAAAUGCACCAUAUGCUCUGAAUCUUUUACCCAGAAAACCAUUCUUCUGGUUCACUAUAACUCUGUGUCCCAUCUCCACCGGGCCAGACGAGCCUUGCAAGACUCUGGCACAGGUGUUGCUGUAUCCGAGUCUCCCCGUGGCCCAGAUCCUAGACCCUACCGAUGCAGAUUGUGUGGAGUGGGCUAUAGCCAGAGCUCCACACUCGACAUUCAUCUUCGCUCUGUCCUUCAUCAGACCAGAGCUCGUGCUGCCCAAAACUCAGUUCCACCGACCCCAGCAUCUAGUGUAGCUGCUCCAGUGUCAGUCCCCACUACUGCUACUCAGGCUGCUACCACCAGAGAAGAAACAUCCAAGAGUUUGCUUUUCACCAAGAGGCCAGACAUAGUAAAGUCUUCAACCUCUUCGCUACUAGGGCUGAGCUUACCAGCCGAGGCCCAGCCAACCCUUUCUAAUUCAACUGACGGCCAACAGGCUAAAAAGAGAGUGGCAGAGCUGCUAGCAUCAAGAAACCAGUUAAUGCUAAUACAACAGCAGCAGUUAGCCCAGGCUCAGGCACAGGCCCAAGCUCAGCUGCAACAACACACAGCUCUGCUGCAGUCCCAAAUGAUACAACACCUUCCCUUGGGGCCAGAGAAUCUCCUUAAACAACACUUUCCACUGGCACCAGACAACCUGCUCUCUCUGCAGCAGCAAAUUCUUCUUCCCUUUUACUUGUCAGGAGACAUGAAGCUUAACCCAGAGUUAGCUGUUAAGAGCCCAGAACUUAGUCAGUUAGUAUCUGCUAACUCCAGCCCAAAAGAACACAUUAAGGCAGAAGCUAAAAGAGGCUCCCAACCCCGAUUAGAUCAGAAGCAAACCCAGAGGCAAAGUUCAAGCUCAGCUGUUAGCCAACCAAAGGAUCAUGUGCAGUGUGAAGCCAAGAUUGAAGCAGGCUGCAGUGGAUCCCCAGUCAACCAGACAGAAAGAGAACACAACAAUUCUAGUCUCGAGGAAGAAAAAGAAGAAAUGCCUGUUCUUACUGUUAAAAAUGAGAGUCAGAAGGAGGAAACAGAUUCCUCCUUAUUUAAUCUUCUUGGAUUGCAGUGUCCUCCUCCCAGAGUGCCCUAUGCUGCUGUUAAUGGUGAGCCUCUUAGAGCCCUGCUGCAGAGUUAUGGCUUUGAGUUAGCACUGCAAUAUAUACAAAGUAGACACAGACACCAGCAGCAGAUAUCAACUUGUAUGAUACCAGGUAAACAAGAGUGCUCUGAUAUCAACAAGAUGGAGGUGUGCUCAAAGGAGGAAAGAGAUGAGUUUAGUGGACUACAGGAUGGAAAGAUGGAAGUCUGUAAAAAGGAUAACAAAGAAGAAGAGAAUGGUGAGAGAGAAAACUUGCCACAAGAGAAAAAGCAGAACAAAGAUGAGGAAUCAAACACAGAGAAAAAAUGCUGUGGAUUAGGAGAAAAGUGUAGAGACUGUGGCAAGGUUUUUUCAGAUACCUUGAUUUUAAAAAGCCACCGGGAGUACAUUCACAGGAUGCUGUUUCCCACUGAAGCUCUGGAGAGGUUUUCCAGAGAAUACAGGCUGCAGUAUGACCAGAUGUACCCCCUCACACAGCCUAAAUCUGGGGAGAAUUCAACUGCUUGCUCUCAUGCUGCAGCCCCAGUCCCAUUCUCUGAAUCAGAACCAGCACUGGAGUCACUUAAGCCUCAAUUUAAAACCCUUGCACCCUCUCCUGUACCCUCAGCUUUAGAUCCCAUAACCAAAACAUGCACUCCAGAUACAGACCUAACACCAACUGCCCCUGCACCUUCUUCUCCUCCAUUUCCUUCUCAACUUCAAGAAUGUCUACAACAAGACGCACCCCUCCCAAGCACAUCUGCUACAGCUACUUGUCAAACCCCAUCCCCAGCUACGUCCAUACCUCUUCCCUUACCUAAAAUACCUAUGCUUCCUCUUCCUUUGCCCCAGCUUUCUAUACCUCCAUUGCCUUUACCUAAACUUACCCUACCCCCCAUCCCUUUUCCCAUGGAUCUGCCUCUCCUCUCUCCGGUUAUGAUGCAGUCUGUGGCUCUCCAUCCCCAAUCCUGGUUAGACUCAACUGUGAACCCUGAAUUGGCAAAUCUCUACCAAUCUCAACUCAGCUCGGCACUGCUAGGGCAACAGCCACAGCUUAGUCCAGCUUUGCUAGCCCAGCAACCCCAGCACAGCCCAGCUUUACAAGGUCAGCCUCCACAGGUUAAUCCUGCACUGCUGGGCCAACCAUCCCAACCCAGCCCCGUCCAAACAGGACAGCAACCACAAGUCAGCCCAGCCAUACUUGAACAGGGUAGAAGAACCCGAACCCGAAUCUCUGAGGAUCAACUGACUGUUCUGAGGAAACACUUUGAUAUUAACAGCCUCCCGAGUGAUGAAGAGAUCAACAAGAUGUCUGCUCUGUCUGGUCUACCUCAUAAAGUCAUCAAACACUGGUUCCGUAACACCCUAUUUAAAGAGCGCCAGCGAGACAAGGAUUCCCCUUACAAUUUUAAUAACCCCCCAACCAUAUCCCUGGAAGAGUCCAGAGAGGAAGUAGGACAGCACCAGCCUUUGACACUUUCCCCAUGUUCACUUUCCCCGGUCCUUGUUGCCAACAUUUCCCCACAGCCCCAGAUAACAGACCACCAGAGAGGAGAGCCCCAUAAGUGCCGACGCUCUUCUCGAACUCGCUUCACGGAGCAACAGCUGGAGAACCUGCAGAGGGUGUUUGAGGCGACUCCCUACCCCAGAGAGGAAGAAUAUGACAGGUUGUCUGCUCUGUUAUCCCUCCCUAACAGAGUCAUUGUUGUAUGGUUCCAAAAUGCUAGACAGAGAGCCCGCAAAAAUCAAGACCGGGGGACAGACGAUAGAUUGGAGGGGAAGAACCAGCUUGAUAACACUCCCAGACAGAGAAAUGGCUGUUACAAGAAUGAUGAUAAUGAGGAUAACAGCUGUGGGGAUGAAGGACAAGAUGAAUCUCAGAAUGAAAAUUCCAUGGAUCUGACUUAUGAGUAUUACAACCACCCAGACUCACCUGCUCUUGAUUCUUCCUUUAUAGAAAGUGAGCAUCCAACAGCCAAAGGUGAGCUAACACCUGUUACUAGGAAACAAGAAGAUGGAACAAUCUCUCCUCAGGCUAACAAGAGCCCAGCUCAUAUUCAAACUAAAAAUGGAAUUUCAGAUGCAGACAUCCAGCAUAAGGAAAUUGUUCAGGCCAUGAAAACAGGGUCUUAUCCACAACCUGAGCCCAAUCUGCUGUCAGAAAGUACUCCAGACAGACCCCAGCCUUGCUCUUCCUCCUCAGUACCCACCGUCCUGUCCAUGGGUCAUUCCAGCCAGGGGCUUACUCACAUCUCUCCUUCUGAUCAAGCUGUUGAAAAGCCUGCUGAUACAUCACCCAGCAUUCCUGCUGCUCCAGAGUCUGAAACAAGCCACACUCUGCUUCCUGAUCCCACCUCUGGCCUAUCCACUGAAACCCAACCAAAAAGCCAGCUCCAACCUCAAACCCGAGCUCAGUUCCAGUGCAGUCUCUGUCCAAUGUCCUUGCCAUCAUUCCAACUAUGGCAGGAGCAUCAGACCAGGCACCUCCUGGCAGCUCAGUCCCAGGUCCAAUUUCUCCACUCUGGCUUUACAGACCGAACCAUGCCUUACAUGAUGCUUCACCCCAACCACACCCUAAUGGCCAGCCAAAUGCUUUCCAGCGCUAUGUCCCAGAUGCACUCUAAUCCCACACAUCCCAUGAUUUCACACCUAAACAGUAUACAAAUUAAGAAUGCUCUGUCUGAGUACUCCAGUAACACCCUCACCAGUCUCUCUCAAAGUUCCUUGACACCCAUGAAGCAGAGUUCAAAGCUUAUGCCAGAGACCAAUUUUGAAGUCCAAAGGGGCGGUAGAGAGGCUGAGGAGGAGCACCGAAGGGAUAAGCGUCAGAGAACCACCAUCACCCCAGAACAGCUGGAAGUGUUGUACCAGCGUUACAGCUUGGACUCGAACCCCACCAGAGGAGUCCUGGAAAGCAUUGCACGUGAUGUAGGCCUCUCAAGACGUGUGGUUCAGGUCUGGUUUCAGAAUACACGAGCCAGAGAGAGAAAAGGACAGUUCCGGUCAAUGGGGCCAGGAUCCAGUUUCAGCUUGGGUUUCAACCACCUGCGCUGCCCAUUCUGCAGGGCUCUCUUCAAGGUAAAGAGUGCAUUGGAUGCCCAUAUGAGGUCACGCCACUGGGCGGAGGCUGAAAGAGCAGGCUAUAGCUUAUCAAUGGGUAAUGGAUCCAAUGGGCAGAUUGGAAUGGCUACAUCAUCUGUCAUGGACAGACCAGGCCCAUCUCUCUCCACCAACCCUAUCCUAAACCAUGGCCAUAUCACCAACAAAGAGUUGGCUGUGAUGCCACCUGUGACAUAUUUUUCUUCAACCACUGAUCUGAACAACACGGAAGAGGAUGAUGACUAUGAGGAAGAUGAUGAGGAGUAUCCAUGUGAAGAGGGUUCCAGUAUGGCUGACCAGGGGUCUCCUAGUCCUGAGGGAUCUGGGGGUCCAAGCUCAGAUUGGGGUGAGACCCAAACUUUGCAGCAGCACCACCAUCAGCAGCAGCGCCAAAGGACGCAGAUGAGCCACUUUCAAGUACUUCAGCUAAGAGACUUUUACAGGAGCCACCGCACCCCCAAACGACAUGAGUGUGAGGCACUAGGCCAGGAGUUGGGACUGCCUCACCGUGUGGUUCAGGUGUGGUUCCAGAAUGCCAGAGCCAAGGAGAAGAGGGCCAGGAGCCUCAGCUCUGACUCUGCAGAGAGGGAGCAGGCCGAGCUGUCCGCAGGGGCAGGGGAGAGAGACAGAGCUUAGAGAGGCAGCCUAUGGCCACCUUUCUUUCAUACUACUAUAUUCUCCCCAUAACCCUUCAUGUACCUGCUGUCGACCUCUAGACCUAUACCCUGUCCACUUUGCUGCCAAACCUUCAACCUGAACACCCCAAAGAUGCUGAGCCACAGUGGCCCAAAGAGAAACUCUCUCAACUGAAAGUAGGAGAGAGCCCAAAACAAGUCAUCUCUACCACAGCUUUCCACUUUUCAUAUUGUUUUUAAACUCUUUCCUGGUCUGUCCUUUCUUGUUGAAAAGAGCUCCUCUCCCUAUUCCGUCAGACACCUUACUACAACCAAACACCACCUUGAUACAACCAACCAGAUGCCACAGAGGCCAAAGAGCAUUCUCCAAGUAUGUGACCUCACUGCCCAGCUAGACCUGCAGUCUACCUCUCAGUCUGCAUGACAGACUAACAGUGGGGCCUCCACCAGACAGUGCUAGAUGACUAGCUGUGUAGCAUGUAGUGCCAGUCUAUAAGAGGCUGGAAAAUAAAUUGUCAAAGAGAUUUUAGUGUAAAUAGAGAGCUCAAAAAGAUAAACUUGAAGAAAAACAAAGCAGUUAACUGUGGAAGAAGAUGAUGAAAAAAACAACUGAAAAAUAUCCUUGAAAUAGAAGGAGGUAUUCGCGUAGAGCUUUUGUAAAGACUGACUCAGAUUCCAAAGCUCGUAACCAAAAUUUUACAUGUCUGUGGAUUUAGUUUCAACAUGUUUGUUUUCAAUAACAAACUGCAGAGCUGACGUCUGUAUGGUGAAUGGGUAAGAUCUGCAGCUGGCAUAGGUAAGCAGAGUACCAAUAGACUGAUACUGUGCUAGAAUGCAGCUUCACCCUCCACAAGCCAAUGAUGAGUCUUCUGUUGUACAUGUACACCUUCUAUGUUCCUUUAGUGGAUAACAGCCCAAAUAGCACAGAACGUAAAGGCCAGUUUGUCCUGAAAGGGGCAAACUAUUUUUUUAUAGCACUCAACCAUUAAACUGUAUAUGAAAACUUUAACCAAACUCAAAUUUACAUUGUGUGUGUUUAGUAAUAGUUUCUUAAUAUAAAUCUUACGGAUUGAGAUAAACUGUCUUGCUUCGAUAUAAUAGUGUCAUGAUUGUGAAAAGAUUAUGACAGCUUUGAUAUGUUCAGGCAAGGUGACUUACUGCCUUUCCGUUCUAUUUGAAUAUACCAAUGGCUGACCAAUGUUAUGUGAUUAAUGUAAAGCUUUCUAUGCUCAGGUCAACAGCUCAACAUGGCUCCAUUUCAGAUGUGAUCUUAAUACUGUUCUGUUUUUAAAACAGAAGAGGCAUGGUUUAACCUUGGACUAAGUAUUAAAUAUAUAUACAACAACAUCUCUGUAUUUCAAAGAUCUGAGCUUUUCACCUCUGAGUAAUAGAUUGUUACAAAAACCUUAUUGAAACUAAAGUGUUUAAUAGUGUGAGGGGUAAAUGUACAGUAUUUAGCUUUUGUAUGGUUGACUCAAGACUUCAUUGGAUGAUUGAGACAUGGCUCCCUUUUCCACUUACAGACAGGGAGCUACUGCGCAAAGCUGAGAAAAACUUCGGAUGUUAUUGAUGUUAUUUUUGUACACUUAAUUUAUUUUCCCUCUUUCUCCCUCCCUACCUACUUUCCUAUUUUUCUCUCUACCUUUCUUCCUGUCUUCAUUUGCAACCAGUCCUUAUUCUAACUGUAAUAAUGAUAAUAUAACAAUAAUAGCUAAACAAUAAUUAAUGCUUUAAGACAAAAAUCCAAAGACGUGAUAAUACUUUAACCAUAUGACCUACAAAAAUAAGCGCUACUGUUUACUUGACGAUGUAUUGCUGUUUUUAAAGAAGGAAGGAGUCCCUAUAUCUAAGCUACUGUUUUCUGCCUCUCAUAAGCACACUGGAGACUGUAACCAAAACCCCAAACUAGAGCCAUGGCAGUCUGUAAUAUAGUGGUUAAAGAGUUUUACUUCUCUUGAGAAAUGUUGCAGUUUAUUUUUCUUUCUUUUCUACCAUAGUGUUGAACUUCAGCCCUUAAGGAUGUCCAGUUUGCUGCUAAUGUACUGUAGUUUCUAACGAUACUGUAGAAAGAUGCAUGCUCUGAUCGCUUUACCACUAGGCUUUAAUGACUACAAACUGUAAUGAUAACUGUGAUGCUGUUGAUAAACUGCUCCUCUGUUAUUCUGUUGAAAACAAAUGGAUAUGUGGGGCUCAAUUCCAUCAGGUUUGUUUUUCAGUAUCCUAUUAAUUACCCCUACUCAGAAGAUAAAAAUGGCUUUCGUAAUACCAGAAAUAUUUUUUCAAGCUUCCAGUUUCAGAAAAAUCUGCUUGGGGCAUUAACUUCUCAAUACUUAUGGAGAUACUGCAUAGCUAUUUGAAGGAGUUCAGCCCCAAACCUUCCACUGGUAGGGUGUCGGUCUUUCUGUGGUACAAUGUCUCUAGUUAAUUUGUCCGGCUAAAACAGCUUUGCUGAACUCAGACUGACAUCAUAGCCAACUUUCCAAAGGAUGUGGACUGACUAACUCUGUCAUGUUUUGUUCUUAAACUAACCAAUGUUUACGACAAUACCAAUGAGCUUUCUUCUGUACAGAAAUGUGCAUUCCAAAUACCACAAAGGCAGUCUUUUUGUAUAUUGAUUAUUUUACAUUUAAUUUCUCUCGUAUUCUCCUGAUCUUAGUGACUGUAAGAUGUACAUAUUGGGGUCCUCUAUGGUGAAGGGACUCUGUUGUCCUUACUGUAGGUAAAACUAUUGUUUUCAUUUUUUUUCUGGAUAUGUUGUUGCCAUAGUGAUGACCAAAAAGAUACCUGUGAUGUGCACCUGUCCUUAUGUCCUGCUCCAGUGGUUUAGUGUGUCUCUAUACUCUCCCUCCCCCAGUUCUUCCCAAUUGCUGUGUGUUUCUCUUCCUUUCCCUUCCCAUACUCCACUGAGCUAAAUAAAGUCUGCUUUGGUGCAUG